Messenger RNA from Dujonia railenensis, 1020 nucleotides. Lineage: Eukaryota; Fungi; Ascomycota; Pichiomycetes; Serinales; Debaryomycetaceae. The record is from the annotation of a GenBank genome assembly.
AUGCCUAAUUAUCAUACUUCCAAACCAAAAACGGAGACGGCAAUCGACAGGACUGUUCCAGAUUUUCCAAUUGCCCAAGUCAACGACGAAGAUAUAUACUUUAAUACUCAUGAGGCACCGGAGUAUCUCCCUGAAAUUGAGUCACUGGUUAAAGAUUUCGUUCAAUUCCAUCAUGAACAGUCAGGAAAGCCUGUAGUAUUGGUGACUUCUGGUGGUACCACUGUGCCACUUGAAAACAAUACUGUUAGGUUUAUCGAUAAUUUUUCAGCUGGUACUAGAGGUGCUACAUCUGCUGAAUACUUCUUGGAAAAUGGGUAUGCUGUAAUAUUCUUACAUAGAGAAUUCUCUCUUUUGCCUUAUUCGAGACAUUAUUCGCAUACUACUAACAAUUGUUUCCUUGAUUAUAUGAUUGAAAAGCAUAACAAGAUAGAGAUUAAUGAAAAAUAUGCAGACCAAAUGUUGCAUGUACUUAGAAAAUAUAAGGCAGCACAAGAUCUGAAGUCUCUAUUACUUAUCCCAUUUACUACGGUCAAUCAGUAUUUGUACACUUUGAAGCUGACCAGUAAACUAUUACAGAUCCUUGAAGGAAAGGCUUUGUUCUAUUUAGCUGCUGCUGUUUCUGAUUUCUUCUUGCCACAGUCUAGAAUGCCUCAACACAAGAUUCAGAGUCAAACUCUGGGAAAGCUUAUUGUUGAUUUAGAGCAGGUUCCUAAAUUUUUAAGAAGAUUGGUAGAUAACUGGGCUCCUCUGGCCAUGAUUGUGUCCUUCAAAUUAGAAACAGAUAAUCUGAUUUUAAUAAAGAAGGCUUUGGGAGCAUUGACUAGAUAUCAACAUCAGCUCGUUAUUGGGAAUCUUUUACAGACAAGAAAAUGGGAAGUAGUCUUUAUAAGACCAGAUGGGGAGCAAACAUGGAUCAGACUAAAUGAAGAAGAACAGAAAAAUAACGUAGAGAUUGAAUCGUUGAUUAUUCCAGGGGUUAUGGUAGAGCAUAAAGCUUGGAUCGAGUCUCAUAAACAUUGA